Molecule: messenger RNA, 1028 nt
Organism: Solanum tuberosum (potato)
Lineage: Eukaryota; Viridiplantae; Streptophyta; Magnoliopsida; Solanales; Solanaceae
Product: protein DCL, chloroplastic
Exons: 3
Coding region: 55-648 (197 amino acids)
Biological process (GO): chloroplast organization; chloroplast rRNA processing
Cellular component (GO): chloroplast
Source: RefSeq, a predicted model, not a curated record
GAAUCCAAGAGGGCAUAAGUCAAAAACUACUGAUCACUCAAAAAACGCUUAACAAUGGCUGCUCCGUUACUCCUCAGAGGUCUGCCAAUCCUCCGGCUCCGCUUCUGUUAUCAGCGGCUGCCGAAUCCUAGCUUUGUUCUACUUUCUCCGAGGCUGUUUUCAGCUGCUUCCGAAUCGGCUCAGCCCUUCGACGACGCGGCGUCCGAUGGGGACCAGACCACCGCCGUGCUAAGCGCCAAAGACCCGCCCAAUUACCCGAGAUGGACUGACCCGGACUAUCGAAAAUGGAAAGACCAGGAAACUCAGAUACUCAAAGAUAUCGAGCCCGUUAUUUUCCUGACCAAGGAAAUUAUCCACUCCGAUAGGUAUAUGGAUGGAGAACGUCUGACAGCAGAAGAUGAGAAAAUAGUGGUAGACAAGCUUCUUGCUUAUCAUCCCCAUUCUGAAGAUAAAAUUGGAUGUGGCCUCGACUCAAUUAUGGUUGAUCGGCAUCCCCAGUUCAAACGAUCCAGGUGUCUCUUUGUCGUAAGAUUGGACGGUGGAUGGAUAGACUUUUCCUAUCAGAAGUGUCUUAGGCAGUACAUUCGAGAUAAGUACCCUUCUUAUGCUGAAAAAUUCAUAAAAGAACACUUCAAACGGGGUAGUUGAGUUUCAUUUCAAACAACCUCUCCUCACAUAAAUACUAAAGUUGGAAGCUGUUGGCCUGUAAGAGCCCUCAUGGUGGGUCUUUCUCAAUGAAGGAACAAGAAAAUGACAGGAACUUAUGAAUGUUUGGUGUGUGGCUAAAGGUGUUUAUGGAUUAAAUGACCAACAAAUGACUUUCUGAUACCUUUAGUCAAUGUAGUAGAUAUUAGUUGACCAGAGCAUUUCUAGUUUUAUUUGGUGGGAGAAUAAAGUUGAUGGAAAUAAAAAAAAAAUGUACACUUCCAUAGUAAUUAGUUGGCUUUGCUUGUAAUGUUGACUAUCACUCUUUUUUGGUGAAUCACUGUCUCUAUCUUCUUUAAUUUCUGAAGGCACAUUACCUGGCA